AUGCUAACAAGAAACUCCGUUUCCCAACCCACUCCCUUCCGCCGAUCUGGAGGGCUUCUUGAUCAAAAAACUCCCAGAAAGUCGAAAGGUUCGAAUGCCCAAAAUGUCAAGUCCGAGGAAAACACUGCUAGUUCUACGGCUAAAAUUUCCAAGAAACCGGUACAAUCGAGUAAUGUUUCAACAAAUUGUGUGAGUUCAACGUCUGGGUCGCGAAAAUCUCCAAGGUUGAACUGUGGGUCUUCGUCUAACAAGCCCGAGGGAAGCAAAUCUGAUGAGACAAAGAAUGUUGAACCUAGGAAGAACGAGAGUAUAAAGGUGGGAUCAUUGGAUGGAAAUAGAAGGGAAAUGGAGAAGAAGGAAAGGGGAAUUUCAGUCGAAAGUGAAAGAAGAGAGGUUUCUGAAAAUACCAAAGAUGUUGGGGUUAAGAGAAAUAGAAAGAGGAAGAGAGAGGGAGAGAGGAAGCCUAAAGAUGGAGGGGAUGCAGUUCUUCAAGGGUGGACAAGGGAACAGGAAUUGACUUUGCAAAGAGCCUAUUUUUCAGCCAAACCAACGCCUAAUUUUUGGAAGAAAGUUUCAAAGCUGGUGCCAGGAAAAUCUGCACAGGAUUGCUUUGAUAGAAUCCACACUAACCAUUUAACUCCGACUCCAACGGCGCCUCGUUCAAAGGCAAAACGAGUAAACUUGUCUCCAAUAGAACAUUUGUCAUUCUCCGCAAGCAAAUUGCUUCAAUCCCCUGCACUGAGUAAAAGCUCCGGUCGAGGUAAACAUAAAAGCUAUCUCACGCAGAAGAAAACGGUGAGACAUUUGUUGCGAAAGCAUCAUCUUGUGGAUGAAGGUGAUGAGGCGGAUCUGUUCUCCAUUCUCGAACCCAACACUAGUCCUUCCAUGCAUGUUUGUCCAAAUGUUAUGUUUUCUACCCCGAAAGUUUCAUUGGAAAAACAAGGAGUUCUCCGUAAGUGUCAUGAAAGAUCUUUUUCGGGUUGUAAGAAGCACCGUUCGAAACUUGUUAACUCUUGUACCGAAGCCCUCGUAAGUCCCCCGGUGUUGAAGCAGAUUAAGAAUAGGGAGUUACACGAGAAGUACAUCGACCAACUACAUAACCGGGAAGCUAAGAGAAAAGCCGAAUCUUCACAAGCUGAAACAGUUGUUAGAAAGGAGAACAGGGGAUCUACUCAAAUUCAAGUAGAUAAGAUUAAAGCAGCAAAGAAAGCAUUAGUUUCUGAUGCAAGAGAUGUUAUUAACCUGCUGCAACAUCUGCAAACCACUAGUGUUGACAACUCUUUGGACUUGGAAGCCGACAAUACCGACGGAGAUCAUGAUGAAGAAGAAGAAGAUGAUAUUAAUCUUUAACACUCUCAAUUCUAGUUUGUAUGAAAAUGUGUUAUAACCAGCAUGCUAAUUGUGACUGUCAUAUGUAGCUGCUGACUCUUGAUCAUGUAGAGUGUAGACUUUAAAAUG
Messenger RNA from Hibiscus syriacus, 1458 nucleotides. RefSeq lists its product as uncharacterized. Bases 1 to 1350 code for a protein of 449 amino acids. The transcript is spliced from 2 exons. Lineage: Eukaryota; Viridiplantae; Streptophyta; Magnoliopsida; Malvales; Malvaceae. The record is from RefSeq and is a predicted model, not a curated record.